Molecule: messenger RNA, 1703 nt
Organism: Cuscuta campestris
Lineage: Eukaryota; Viridiplantae; Streptophyta; Magnoliopsida; Solanales; Convolvulaceae
Source: the annotation of a GenBank genome assembly
CUAUCUGUCUGUCUAUACAUAUACAUACAUCGCACCAUCACUUUUUCUCCUCACAUGCAUUCCCACACCACAUAAGAGUGAAUUUAAUUAAUUAUUAUAAGUAUAGUAUAUUAACGUACAUUUAACUAUAUAUUUUUAUUACAGAGUAUUAUAUUUAUAAUCUAAUUUAAUUAAGGUGUCAUAUAUUGGACCGUCGGAGCUAUGUAUGACACUCACCCUCACGGCGGCGACGUCAGGUUUACCCUCAUUGUGAUUGCGGCGGCGGCGGCGGCAUUAUUGCCGGCGGGUGCAGAGGCGGCUCGGGCGUUCUUCGUGUUCGGGGACUCGUUGGUGGACAAUGGGAACAACAACUACCUGGCCACCUCCGCCCGGGCGGACUCCCCGCCCUACGGCAUUGACUACCCCGACCACCGCCCCACCGGCCGCUUUUCCAAUGGCUACAACAUCCCUGAUUUUAUCAGCCAGGCAAUAGGUUCGGAACCGACGUUGCCGUACUUGGCCCCGGAGCUGACCGGCGAGCGGUUGCUGGUCGGUGCUAAUUUUGCUUCUGCCGGCAUCGGGAUUCUCAACGACACUGGCAUUCAGUUUGUGAACAUCAUAAGGAUCGGGCAACAGCUACAGUACUUCGAGCAAUACCAACGGCGGCUGGCCGCGGUGGUUGGGGCGGAGCAGGCGAAGAGCCGGGUGAACAAAGCGCUGGUCCUCAUCACUCUCGGCGGCAACGACUUCGUCAACAACUACUUCUUGGUCCCCGUCAGCGCCAGGAGGCUCCAGUUCACCAUCCCUAACUACUGCCGCUACCUCAUCUCCGAAUACCGAAAGAUCCUUACCAGGCUAUAUGAGCUCGGGGCACGAAGAGUGCUCGUGACAGGGACAGGUCCGUUGGGGUGCGUCCCAGCGGAGCUGGCCGAGAGAGGUAGGAACGGGCAGUGCGCGGACGAGCUCCAGGAAUCUGCCGCGAUCUUCAACCCGCUCCUCAUCCAGAUGAUCCAGGACCUGAACCAAGAGUUGGGGUCCACCGUGUUCGUCGCGGUGAACGCCCGGGAGAUGCAAAACGACUUCGUCCACAACCCGCGGGCGUACGGUUUCACCGAAUCGAAGGUGGCGUGCUGCGGGCAAGGACCCUACAACGGGAUCGGGCUUUGCACGGUGGCGUCGAACUUGUGCGCCGACAGAAACGCGUACGUGUUCUGGGACCCGUUCCACCCGUCAGAGAGGGCAAAUGGGAUCAUCGUCCGGUCCAUUCUCACUGGAACUGACAAGUACAUGAUACCAAUGAACCUGAGCACCAUUAUGGCCAUUGAUUCUUCUGAUGAGUAGCACCUCAGCUUCAUAAGCUUGAUCAGUCUUUGUUAAAAUCCUAAUAAUAAUAAUAAUAAUAAUAAUAAUAAUAUAUUUUCAUUAUUGGCAUUGAACGAUUCUUCUGAUCGAGUUUUUUAAAAAAAGUGUUAUCAUAUCACACUAUAGAGUUGUUAUUAAAACUCGAUCUCAAUCUCAGUUGUGUGAUUAUAUGUAUAAUUAAAUUGGUACGUAAUGUAUGUGUUGGCCUCUAAUUAAGGGCAACAAAUUAUAUACGGAGUAUAUGUAUUUAUAACCUGUGUUAAUAUGUAUAAUUCCAAGGGUGAAUGUUGUGCUUUUUUACAUGUUUUACUGAAGCAAGUAUCCUUACUUCCUAGUCUUAGGAAUAUAAUCCAACAAUUUUA